Messenger RNA from Homalodisca vitripennis (glassy-winged sharpshooter), 2092 nucleotides. It is a transcript of the gene Pen, whose product is annotated as importin subunit alpha-1. Lineage: Eukaryota; Metazoa; Arthropoda; Insecta; Hemiptera; Cicadellidae. The record is from RefSeq and is a predicted model, not a curated record. Bases 170 to 1744 code for a protein of 524 amino acids. The transcript is spliced from 11 exons. Gene Ontology annotation, biological process: NLS-bearing protein import into nucleus. Gene Ontology annotation, molecular function: protein binding; nuclear import signal receptor activity. Gene Ontology annotation, cellular component: nucleus; cytoplasm.
UGAUUGGUUCUCGAGAAUAAUACGUUAGAAAAGAAAAUCAUAUGAGCGACAAAAGAAAAACUCUGAAGGUGCUGGAAGAUUGAAGAGAGCAAGUACGUUAAGUCCUGAACCACUGAAAUCUGUCUUUCAUACAAAAUCUACCACGUUAUUCUAGAAUAAAAUUAUAAAAAUGCCGACUGAAGAAAAUGUUGAAGGCCAAACACGAUUGCAUUCAUACAAAAAUAGAGGGAAAAGCUGUGAUGAAAUGCGGAGGAGGAGAAAUGAAGUGAGUGUUGAGCUGAGGAAAGCACGCAAAGAUGACCAGCUGCUUAAAAGGAGGAACAUUGAUAUCGAUGAAAUUACAACCUCUCCUCUUCAAGAGAAUCAAAGCAAUAAUACUCCAACUGUCAUGAGCAUGGAAAUGAUCAUGGAUGGGAUGCAGAGCAGCCAGGAGGAUAUGCAGCUGAAGGCCACUGCUGCAGCUCGCAAAACUCUCAGCCGAGAACGCAACCCUCCCAUUGAUGAAAUGAUCAAGAUGGGUCUUGUGCCUCGCUGUAUAGAUUUCCUCUCCAACUUCCACAACCCUGACCUGCAGUUUGAGGCAGCUUGGGCACUGACCAAUGUGGCAUCUGGCACCUCGGAACAGACCAAUGCCGUAAUUAAAGGUGGAGGAGUGCCCAAGUUUGUAGCAUUACUGGCAUCACCGUACUCUCAUGUAGCUGAGCAGGCUGUCUGGGGUCUGGGCAACAUUGCAGGUGAUGGCCCGGCUGCAAGAGAUCUUGUACUGAGCUACAAUGCAGUCAAUUCACUGCUGUCUCUCAUCAACCCCAACACACCACUUCCUUUCCUCCGCAACAUUGUCUGGGCCCUGUCUAACCUCUGUAGGAACAAAAACCCUCCUCCAAGCUUCGAGAGCGUCAAGCCUUGCUUAGCUGCUUUUAGCAAACUAUUGCACUAUACUGACAAUGACGUUUUAGCGGACACUUGCUGGGCCCUGUCAUACUUGACGGAUGGUAGCAAUGACAAGAUCCAAGCGGUGGUGGAUACUGGUGUAGUGCCUAAACUGGUCGAGUUGCUGGCUAACUCCGAAGUCAAGGUGCUUACACCUGCACUCCGUGCCGUUGGCAACAUUGUCACUGGCAAUGAUCUCCAGACAGAUUCGAUCAUUCAGGGAGGGGGUCUUGGCCAGCUGGCUCUUCUUCUGCAACACCCACGGCCUAACAUUGUCAAGGAGGCAGCCUGGACAGUGAGUAAUAUCACUGCUGGCAACGUGGACCAGAUACAGGAGGUGAUCAACAACGGUCUCCUACCACCUCUCAUUCGUGUAUUGCAGACUGGAGACUACAAGUCACAGAAGGAGGCAGCAUGGGCUGUGACCAACUACACUUCCGGGGGUUCAGUGGAACAGAUUGCUACACUUGUACAGUUGGGGGUGCUUCCUCAUAUCUGUAAUUUGUUGGAUAGUAAGGACUGGAAAACCGUCAAUGUUGCUUUGGAUGGAAUUUCCAACAUUCUAGCGGCCGCAGAAAAGAUGGGCGAGGUGACUGGAGUGGCCACAUACAUAGAAGAAUGUGGUGGCUUAGAUAAGCUGGAAUUGUUACAAACUCAUGAGAAUGAACAAAUCUACCAGAAAGUUGUGCAAAUCAUCGAUACAUACUUCUCAGGUGACGAAGAUGAUCCCAAUGUUGCCCCUACCACUACAAGUGAAGGAGCGAUUGAGUUCAAUGCCCGACAAAAUGUGCCUCAAGGUGGAUUCUCAUUCUAAUACAUAAUUAAGACUGAAAUUCCCAACAUUCCCUAUUUAUUGUAUACACAAGACCGUUUUAUAAGAUGCCAUAAUGUUUCUCCUUGAAUAACUGGUGUUUAACACACUUACAAACCUUACAAUCAUUGUUUUUUAAUGUAUUAUCAUAAUUGUUAUUUUUGAUAUUGUCUUUAAGAUCCUUUUAUGUUUGAUAAUUAACUGAUUGCCUGCAGAGAAAGAUCUGUGAUUAUCCUCAUUUCUAAAGAGGGCUGCCUUCCAUUUUCUAUCUACUGUGUAUAUUCUGUAGGAUUAUGAGCUUAUUUCAUUUUCCUUGCAGGUAAUCAUAACAAUAAACUUUUUAUAUGUGUA